UAUGGACGUCCAGCUGGUCUGCAGCACUUUGAGUCUACUGUUACCUGUUAUAGGAGCAGCUCUCGGCUCUGGAGAUGACGGCUGGUCCAUGAAUGUGCAGUCGGAGGUCCGAGCCAUCGAGGGCUACCCGGUGGUUCUGCCCUGCACCUUCAGCCACCCGCAGCACUCCCAGCAUUCCUCUCUGCAGGUGCUGUGGCGUCUGGGCCACGGGCAGGGCUCCACCGUCCUGUACCGCUGCACCAGCCGGCCCGGGGCUCCCACCUGUGAGCCAGGGCCCCAGCAGGACCAGCGCUACCGGCUGGAGGGCAACCCGAGGGAGCACGACCUGUCGCUGCGGAUCAACAGCGCCACCCUGCAGGACAGUGGACGAUACUACUGCAGAGUGGAGGUUCAGGGGCGAGAACAUGUCAGCUUUGAAGACAAGAUGGGAACCAGGCUGCGAGUGGAAGCUGGUCCAAAGAUCCUGUCUCUGUCAGUGGAGGGCAGUGAGCAGUCCGGGUACAGAGCGGUGUGUCGGGUCCAGGGCUCCCCGCUGCCGGAUGUCCAGUGGCUCGGCCCAGACGACCUGCUGGAGGGUUCUCCGGUUGUUCCUGUGGCUCAGGGCUCCGUGGCUCACUACCACACAGUCAGCCAGCUGAGAGACGUGGAACCGGGCCAGCAGUACACCUGCAGCGCCUCCAACCCGCUGGGCAAAGAGCAGGCCACCCUGUAUGUCCUGGCCCCCCGACCCCCGCUGCCUGUGACCGGGGCCUCGCCUGCUCUCCUGCUCCUCCUGUCGGUGUCUCUGGGUGCUAAGGUCAUCCUGCUGGUGGGGAUGGGGGUGUGGAUGGUGCAGGGAGGAGCUCUGCAGGGAGUCAGCUGCUGGUGGAAAUAAACAGCUCUGAUAUAAUUGAAUGUAAAUAGAACACUUUAUUUCAAGUCCCUUAUUAGCAUUCAUAAGCACUGUAUAAACAUAUAAUUCAUAGUUAAUAACUAUAAUGUGUUGUACGUAGAUAUUAGUUUUUAUUUCUGUAUUUGUUAAAUACUAUCUUGUUAACUCCACUCAUGUGGAGGCAGCUGUAUAAUCAGAUAUCAAACUAUGAUAUACUAAAACACUGUUAUAUAAUGAACAACGAAUAAUAAACACUUAAAAUGUCCUUAAAUCACUUUAAAAACCACAUUAUCUAGAGUUAUAAAGCAUUUACUAAAUUUUUGCAUACUGUUUAUCAAUGCUAAAUAUAAUAGUAAUGUGUGUAACAUGAAUUACCUAUAUUAUCCAUAUUUGUAGAGGAAAUUAUAAUUAUUAAUAAUCACUUGAUCUGAAAGGAGUUUCAGAGGCUUUACUGUCCUGAUGAAAACCAAUAAAGUCCUGAAAACUCUUCCUCCAA
This is a messenger RNA of Dicentrarchus labrax (European seabass), 1367 nucleotides long. RefSeq names its product V-set and Ig domain-containing protein. Gene Ontology annotation, biological process: regulation of actin cytoskeleton organization; regulation of bone resorption; regulation of osteoclast development. Gene Ontology annotation, cellular component: plasma membrane. The transcript has 3 exons. The record is from RefSeq and is a predicted model, not a curated record. NCBI's taxonomy places the organism in Eukaryota, Metazoa, Chordata, Actinopteri, Moronidae. Bases 2 to 874 code for a protein of 290 amino acids.